Messenger RNA from Ornithodoros turicata, 1225 nucleotides. RefSeq names its product testicular acid phosphatase homolog. The record is from RefSeq and is a predicted model, not a curated record. Lineage: Eukaryota; Metazoa; Arthropoda; Arachnida; Ixodida; Argasidae. Gene Ontology annotation, molecular function: phosphatase activity. The transcript has 9 exons. The coding region runs from base 58 to 1176 and encodes 372 amino acids. Gene Ontology annotation, biological process: dephosphorylation.
AUGUUCGCCUAAGAGAGCGAAACGUAUUUACUACACUUGUAUAUCGGUAGGCCAGUGAUGAUGUUGCCCUUAGCGCUGCUGCUUCUAUUUGGCGUAUGCACUGCACGGAGGAUCACUUGCUCAGAUGGGGAUAGCCUGCGGCAGCUACACAUUGUGUACAGACAUGGAGACCGAACCCCAACGUCUCUUUACCCAAAUGACCCCAACACCCCAGAAGACUUUCCUGAAGGGCUAGGACACAUCACCCAUAAAGGAAAGAACGAUCAGUACAACCUGGGCCGGUACCUCCGUGUGAAGUAUGAAGACUUCCUCACCUAUGACCCUAACGAGAUGCGGGCCCGAAGCUCUGGACGUGACCGCUGCCUGGAGAGUAUCCAAACGAACCUUGCCGGCCUUUACCCUCCCCGAGGAAAGCACGUGUGGAACAACCAAGUGGACUGGCAACCGGUUCCUGUACAGACGAUGCCUGUUGAUCUCGACGGGAGGUUGUACGAAGAUGCGAUUUGCCCAAACGCGGAAGUGGCUCUUGAUCACAUCCACAAGUCUCCACAAGGCAGUGAAAUCCUGUCUGAAAACGCAAACCUCAUGGCAACUCUAGAAAAGUUGUCCGGGAAGCGCAUGAAGGACUGGGUGAGCGUCCGAGAUCUUCUCGAUACACUUACGAUUGAGAGAGACCGUGGACUGAAGAUCCCAGAAUGGGCGUUCGGCUUGUGGCGCAACAUGACAGAACUGGCGAAAUAUACUACCAUCAUGAACUACAAAAGCCAAGAAUACAACAAAUUCCGCGCAGGUCUGCUAAUAAAGGAUAUCGUGAAGCAUGCAGAUGAUGUGGUCGGCGGUGACAACAAAGUGAAAUUGUACAUGUACGCUUCGCAUGACGUGGCGAUUGCCGCACUGACAUCCGCCUUCGGGGUAUUCAAUCAGUUGGCCGUCCCCUCAUCCACGGCUGUGAUCACGGAACUGCAUGAAGAUCCCCAUAGUGGCGAAUACUUCGUUCAGAUGUUCUUCAAAAACGAGACCACACGAAAGCCUUACAAGCUACACAUUGAAGGAUGCGAGGGCUAUCGAUGCUCUCUGCAAACAUUCAAAGAGCUUGCAAGCCCAUAUAUUCCUGAUGACUGGAGACAGGAGUGUGGGUUAGAUCCCUUGCCAGGAGGAUUCCAUCUUUUUGCAUAACCAAACAUAAGUGUGCCUUUCAAUAAACGCUCGAAACCUGUCCAUUCAA